CGAUUUUUGGGAAUAGUUUGAGAAGGAUAGGUAUUAACUCUUAUUUCAAUGUUUGGGUGGAAUUCUCCUAUGAAAACAUCUUGGACUUUUGAUUGUGUGGAGUUUUUGAUUACUGAUUCAAUUGAUUACUAGUUGUUAGUCUGUUCAGAUUUCUAUUUCCUCCAGAACAGGUUUUUAACAUGGUAUGAUUCUAGGAACUUAUCCAUUUCUUCUAGGGUGUCAAAUUUAUUGCCAUAUAAUUUUUCAUACUUAUCUCUUCAAUCCUUUGUAUUUCAGUGGUGUCACUUCACUUCUCUUUAAAUUCUAUUUCUGAUUUUGAGUCCUGUCCUUUUUAUUUAGUGUUUAUUUCAUUUACUUGCACUGUGAUUUCAUUUUUUUCCUUCUAUUUUCUAUCUUCUAACUUUUGCCAUCGGUCGGGGGCGGGCCUGCGCCGUGGCGCCUCGCGCUCAUUGGCAGUGAGGGCCGUCUGUCGGGGACGCGCAGCCGUUGGUCGCAGAUUGCGUAACCCUGGGGCGGUGUAGUAGCUGCAGGCGCCGCCGCCGCCGCCGUUAUUCAACGGUCGGUAGCAUCAUGAGCGCCGCAGCGCCUUCCGUGCUUCGGCCCGCCGUAAUGUCUGCAUAGCGGGCCGACGGAGACCAGAUGAUGGGCCCGCUAAGGACUGGGCCCGCUAAGUUCUGGGCCCGCGAAGAACUGUGCUGUGCUGCGCCUUCCUCCCGACCUCGCCCCCCAGCCUUGGAUCGCCGCCUCGCACCCGCUGGGCUCCCGGCACCGCACUCGCCCUUUCUCGGCUCUCCCGCGGCAGUCGGACGGCGGCGGUCGGCCCGGACUUGGAGCCGCUGGCCCGGCCGGCCGGACUUCAGAGACCUCGGCUGAGAAGCGCCUCCCGCUUCCGCGGAUCUGCGGUGGAGGUUCCAGAACGGGCCCCACUUCAGGGGUGAAGACUACAGCGACGGCUCUGCGGGCUGGAAGGAUUGGGAGAGCGGCAUAAAAUUAGAAUCAGACUGCUGACUGCCCAGCAGGAUGUCAUCAACUAUCCAAGCACAGAGCCUGAAGGACCCUGAGAUUGCAGAACUCUUCUCCAAAGAAGAUCCAGAGAAGCGCUUCACAGAUCUCAAAAAAGUUUCCCAAGGAGGCUUUGGAGCAGUGUUUUUUGCACGAGAUGUGCACACCAAUGACGCGGUGGCUAUCAAGAGAUUACCUUUCAGUGGAAAGAAGGCUGUGCAGAGAUGGCAGGGUAUUAUUAAGGAAGUCAGGCUUCUCCGAACAUUAAAACAUCCCAACAUUGUAGAAUACAAAGGCUGCUAUUUACGUGAGCACAGAGCAUGGCUUGUAAUGGAAUAUUGUUUAGGAUCUGCUUCAGAUUUGCUGAAAGUUUACCAAAAGCCAUUACAAGAAAUGGAAAUAGCAGUAAUUAUACAUGGUGCUCUUCAGGGAUUAGCCUACUUACAUUCCCGUGCCAUGAUCCAUAGAGACAUCAAAGGAGGAAAUAUCCUUCUGACACCAGAAGGCCAGGCGAAACUUGCUGACUUUGGAUUUGCUUCCAUGGCCUCUUCUGCCAAGUCUUUUGUGGGAACUCCGCAUUGGAUGGCCCCAGAAAUAAUUUUAGGCAGGAAUGAACAACAAUAUGAUAACAAAGUCGAUGUAUGGUCUCUUGGAAUAACAUGCAUUGAACUAGCGGAAAGGGAGCCUCCUUUAUUUAAUCUGAAUGCAAGGCGUGCCUUAUAUCACAUUACCAGCAAUAACCCCCCUACACUACAGUCUAAUGAAUGGUCCAGUUCUUUUCGCAACUUUGUAGAGUCUUGCCUCCAGAAAAACCCUAGAGAUCGCCCUACAUCAAAGAAACUUUUAAAGCACCCGUUUGUGCUUCUGGAGCACCCUACAACGGUGUUAGUAGAUCUCCUUCAAAGGGCAAAGGAUGAAAAAAAAAGAGUGCUGGACAGUCUGCACAAUCAAAAGAAGAAGGUCCUUUCCCGGGAGGCACAUAAAGGGCCAGCAGUAGAAGCACAGGAAGAAAAGAACCAAGAUCACGGUGUUGGACAGACAGGAGCAGUGAAUAAUAUUGGAAGUCAUCAGUCUGUUCCCCGUAUGUCCAACAGGACCAGGAGUCAAAUCGGUAGGGUUAACAUUCUUCCAGAUUCCCCAGAUAACAAGAGUGAGCUACACAUGAUGGAGGGAAUCCACACACUCAUGUCUAAUAAUUCUGCCAUCUGUCUAGAAUCUGUUACAAGGGAAAUGCCAGAACAAGAGCUCAGAAAACUUGAGCAUCAGAAACAGCUGAUGACUCUGGAAGAUAAGCUGAAGGCUGAGAUGGAUAAGCAUCGUCUCAGGUUAGAGAAAGAUCUUGAAAUGCAGCGUAACAACUUUGCUGCAAAAAUGAAGAAACUGAUCAAGAAACAUCAGGCUGCUGUGGAAAAAGAGUGUAAAGUGAUGUCCAGCGAGGAGAAAAAAUUUCAACAACGUAUUCAGGCUGAGCAGAAGAAAGAACUGAAUAGCCUUUUGAAGUCCCAGAAGAGAGAAUACAAACUUCGAAAGGAACAGCUUAAGGAGGAGCUGAAUGGAAACAAGAGCACCCCAAGAAAAGAAAAACAGGAAUGGCUUUCAAAGCAGAAACAGAACAUCCAGCAUUUCCAAGAAGAGGAGAAGACCAAUCUUCUUCAGCAUCAGAAACGGUACCUAGAGCUGCACUGCCGUCGCUUCAAAAGAAAGUUGUUACUUGGGUGCCAUAACUUGGAACAGGACCUUCUCAGAGAGGAAUUAAAUAAAAGGCAGGCUCAAAAGGACUUAGAGCACGCAAUGCUACUGCGACAGCAUGAAUCCACGCAAGAACUGGAGUUCCGCCACCUCAACACAGUGCAGAAGAUGCGCUGUGAGUUGAUGAGGCUGCAGCAUCAAGCCGAGCUCACUGACCAGCUGGAGCGUAAUAAACGGAGAGAGCGAGAACUAAGGCGGACGCAUGUCAUGCAGGUUCGACAGCAGCCUGAGAGUCUGAAGCCGCAUUUGGAUGAAGCACAGGAGGCAGAGCGCCAGGCUUUGAAAACGCAGCUGCAGCAGGAACUGGAGCUGUUGACUGAACUUCAGAGCAAGAUCAAAAUGCAGGCUGAGGCACAACACGCUCAAGAGUUUCGGGAGCUGAAACGGAGGGUCUCCCUCCGCAAGACACUUUUAAAACAACAGAUGGAAGAAGAGAUAUCGACAUUUCAGAAUGAGUGCAGUGAAAGAAUACGAAGCCUGCUGGAGCGGCGAACGAAAGAGAUGAAAGCUUUCCAAUCUGAAAGCGAGGGACUAGGUUUUAGAAACGACCUUUCUAACCUUGCCCCUGAGGCAUUCAGCCACAGCUCCCCCAGAGCUCCUCACAGGGUGCAUCCCAUACGUGGCCUAACACAAGCCUCGGGCCAUCCAAUACAAGGUGGGUCCCCAGCCAUGCAGGUCACCCUUCUGAGCCAAUGCAUGGGGUACCCCGAGGUAGCAGUAUGGGAGUUCGCAAUAGCCUUCGGGUUCUGAGGCGGACAGCUGCCGGGGGAUGGACGGAACAGGGCAUGAACAGAAACACCAGUGUCACUUGACAAAUGUCCAAUGGGUCACACAUGUCUUACACGUGACUUAAUAAUUGAGAAUAGCGAGGAGCCAAGAUGGUGGCAUGAGUAGGACAGCAAUCUCCUCCCAAAAACAUAUAUAUUUUUUAAAAUACAACAAAUACAACCAUUCCUAAAACAGAGACCAGAAGAUACAGUACAAUAGCCAGGCUACGUCUACAUCUGCAAGAACCCAGUGCCUCACGAAGGGGAUAAGAUACAAGCCGUGGCCUGGCGGGACCCGAGCAGCUCCCAGCGGGAGGAGAGGAGUCAGAGCGGGGAGGGAGAGGGAGCCCAGGACUGCUAAAUACCCAGCCCUAGCCAUCCGCACCAGAGCAUGGACACACAGUGCGUGGUGUGCUGGAUACUAGGAAACUGAACAGUAAAACCUGUGAGCAGGUCCCCGUAGCCGGCGCACCUGGGACACAAGAAAAGCGUGUGCUUUUUGAAGGUCUUAAAGGGACAGGGGCCUCAUAGCUGGAUGGAGGCAUCCCGGCAAACAGCCCAGCAGCUGGGAAUCCCCGGGAACUCCAGGCGCCCCGACCCCCUGGGUGACAACGUAGCUCGGUGGCCCCCCACAGUGAUAAACAGCCUCCCGCCCACUCCCCCCCUGGCUCGGCCCCACCAGAGCAGAGCAGCAGCCUAAAAGUGGCCACGCCCACAGCAACCAUGAGGAACCUACUCCACAGUAGCGGGGCAAGAAUCAGAGACCCUGUCUGCACGCAGCUGCCCAGCAAAAGCCACUAGGGGUCACCGUUCUCCCAGGAAAGGAAGGCCAGGAGCAAGUGGAAAGGGACUUUGAUCUCCCAGCUGGCACACAUGCCGACUGCCUACGACUACCUCUAUCACCAUGAAAAGGCAGAAGAAUUUGACACAGACCAGACUAACCCAGACAUCCUCCCCUGAGAGGGAAUCUGAGGAGAUAGAUUUAACCAAACUUCCUGAAAAAAUUCAAAAUAAAGGUCAUAACCAUGCUGAUGGACUUGCAGAGAAAUAUGCAAGAGCUAAGGAGGGAGAACACAGAAAUAAAACAAUCUCUGGAAUGACUUAAAAGAGGAAUGGACGAGAUGCAAGAGGCCAUUAAUGGAAUAGAAAUCAAUGAACAGGAAUGCAGAGAAGCUGACGCAGAGAGAGAUAAAAGGAUCUCCAGGAGUGAAAGAAUAUUGAGAGAACUGUGUGACCAAUCAAAACGGGACAAUGUCCACAUUAUAGGGGUACCAGAAGAAGAGAGAGAAAAACGGAUAAAAAGUGUCUUUGAAGAAAUAAUUGCUGAAAACUUCCCCAAACUGGGGGAGGAAAUAGCCUCUCAGACCAUGGAAGCACACAGAACUCCCAACACAAGGGACCCAAGGAGGACAAGACCAAGACACAUAAUAAUUAAAAUGGCAAAGAUGAAGGACAAGGACAGAGUAUUAAGGGCAGCCAGAGAGAGAAAAAAGGUCACCUACAAAGGAAAACCCUUCAGGUUAUCAUCAGACUUCUCAACAGAAACCUUACAGGCCAGAAGAGAAUGGCAGGAUAUAUUUAAUGCAAUGAAACAGAAGGGCCUUGAAUGAAGGAUACUGUAUCCAGCACGAUUAUCAUUUAAAUAUGAAGGAGGGAUUAAACAAUUCCCAGAGAAGCAAAAGUUGAGGGAAUUUGCCUCCCACAAACCCCCCUCUACAGGGUAUUUUAGAGGAACUGCUCUAGAUGGAAACACUCCUAAGGCUAAACAGAUGUCACCAGAGAAAAUAAAAUCACAGCAAAGAAAGUGGACCAAUCAAUUACUAACUAAAGGCAAAAAAUAAAAUCAACUACCCACAAAAGCAGUCAAAGGAAACACAAAAGAGCACACACACACACACACACACACACACACACACAAACACCUAACAUACAAAGAAUGGAGGAGGAGGAAUAAGAAGGGAGAGAAAUAAAGAAUCAUCAGACUGUGUUUAUGAUAGCUUAAUAAGUGAGUGAAGUUAGACAGUAAGAUAGUAAAGAAGCUAACCUUGAACCUUUGGUAACCAAAACCUAAAGCCUGCAAUGGCAAUAAGUACAUCUCUUUCAAUAAUCACCGUAAGUGUAAAUGGACUGAAUGCACCAAUCAAAAGACACAGAGUAAUAGAAUGGACAAAAAAGCAAGACCCAACUAUAUGCUGCUUACAAGAGACUCACCUCAAACCCAAAGACAUGCACAGACUAAAAGUCAAGAGAUGGAGAAAGAUAUUUCAUGCAAACAAGGAGGUGUUCCAGUACUAGUAUCAGACAAAAUAGACUUCAAAACAAAGAAAGUCACAAGAGAUAAAGAAGGACAUUAUAUAAUGAUAAAGGGCUCAGUCCAACAAGAGAAUAUCACCAUUAUAAAUAUCUCUGCACCCAACACAGGAGCACCAACAUAUGUGAAACAAAUACUAACAGAAUUAAAGGAGGAAAUGGAAUGCAGUGCAUUCAUUUUACGAGACUUCAACACACCACUCACUCAAAAGGACAGAUCCACCAGACAGAAAACAAGUAAGGACACAGAGGCACUGAACAACACACUAGAACAGAUGGACCUAAUAGACAUCUACAGAACUCUACACCCAAAAGCAACAGGAUACACAUUCUUCUCAAGUGCACAUGGAACAUUCUCCAAAAUAGACCACAUACUAGGCCACAAAAAGAGCCUCAGUAAAUUCAAAAAGACUGAAAUUCUACCAACGAACUUCUCAGACCACAAAGGCAUAAAACUAGGAAUAAAUUGCACAAAGAAAGCAAAAAGGCUCACAAACACAUGGAGGCUUAACAACACGCUCCUAAAUAAUCAAUGGAUCAACAACCAGAUCAAAAUAAUUGAGAAUGGCCAUUCCGCUGGGACAGUCCACCAAAGGAAACUCCCUGCAGACGUCACCACAAGCAGCCUCCUCGCGUGGGUGCUACCCUGUGGAAGCUGAGGCAUGUGGGAUACUUUAUUCAUUUUUGUCAAGCGUUCUGUCUUGUGUUUACUAAUUGGGAUGUCAUAGUAUUUAGCUGUCAGGUUUUGUGUUUUGUUUUGUUUUUAACUUUUGGGGAAAUUUUAUGUAAAGGGGAAUUGGUGUGUAUGUGUGUCUAUCAAAUACGCACACACAUGCACAAAUACAGUGCACGUGGUAAUAAGAAACCGGUUAGAUAGGGGGUAUUUUCUGAAAACUGCAAAAACAAUUCAGCAACGUGGCUUGAGUCAUCACUUUUGGACAACUCUAUCCUAAGAAAUUUGUGAAAAGAUCUAAGGCCUUUCUCUGUAUACCCCAGGUUCUUAUGAGCCACUCACAGCAGGCAGCAUAUGCUAAAACAAGUUAUUAUGGAAACACACCUGUAUCCCCUCACCAAUGUAUUUUGUUUAUUAAAUAAAUGUAUUUUGUCUGA
Manis pentadactyla (Chinese pangolin) is the source of this 6938-nucleotide messenger RNA. Its product is annotated as serine/threonine-protein kinase TAO1-like. Gene Ontology annotation, biological process: protein phosphorylation; execution phase of apoptosis. The record is from RefSeq and is a predicted model, not a curated record. The transcript is spliced from 19 exons. NCBI's taxonomy places the organism in Eukaryota, Metazoa, Chordata, Mammalia, Pholidota, Manidae. The coding region runs from base 1021 to 3501 and encodes 826 amino acids. Gene Ontology annotation, molecular function: ATP binding; protein kinase activity.